Molecule: messenger RNA, 1248 nt
Organism: Postia placenta MAD-698-R-SB12
Lineage: Eukaryota; Fungi; Basidiomycota; Agaricomycetes; Polyporales; Adustoporiaceae
Exons: 6
Coding region: 1-1248 (415 amino acids)
Biological process (GO): nucleotide catabolic process
Molecular function (GO): hydrolase activity
Source: RefSeq, a predicted model, not a curated record
AUGGCGGAGACAGCCAAAGAACUCUCCCUGCGUCUCCGCGACCCCGAAGGAAAGCAUAAAUGCGACAUCGUCAUUGCCCUCACUCACGCUCGGUACGUCACUUUCCCGCACGACAUCGCACUUGCAAAAGCCAUCGGCGCGCUUUCGCCCACCGGCCAGACAGACAGCCCCGGAUGGCACAUGACACACGGCGUGGACCUCAUCCUUGGCGGACACGACCAUCUCUAUUACGUCUCGCACGGUGUCACCUCUUGGGAAGGUUACGACACAACGCAUCCCGUGCUCGGUGCCGAAGCAGACCGCGGCGACGUCCUCGUCAUCAAAAGCGGUACAGACUUCCGCGACCUCAGCGAAUUUGCGCUUGAGCUUGUCGACGCCCCGCCGGGUGGUGUGCGCCGGAAGGCCAUCGCCGCGAUCAGAGGGAAACGGCACUCGACACAGCCUGGCUCGAAGAAGAAUGCGCAUAUAGCGAAGAUCCUCGAAUCGGUCCUUUCAUCUGUCUCAGACGCGCUGAAGGCGCCGGUGUGCAAGACCGCCGUCGAGCUUGACCUUCGUUCGGAGCUUAUUCGUACGCAAGAGACUGCUUCUGCCAACUGGUUUGCGGAUGUCCUGAGACACUGUUACGAUGACGCGCCGACAAUGGGCAGCGGCUCAAAUGGCGUAUUUAUCUGCGCGGGCACAUUGCGUGGUGACUCAACAUACGGCCCUGGUAACAUCACGCUCGGCGAUAUCAUGGAGAUACUACCGUUUGAAGACCCUAUCGUUGCGCUCGAAAUAGAUGGAGCAUCUCUCUGGGAUGCUUUCGAGCAGAGCCUGUCAACAUGGCCGGCACAGGAAGGACGAUUCCCCGUCAUCUCUGGGUUUCGGGUGUCCUGGGAUUCUCGUCGGGCACCGGGACAACGGGUCCUGGGAGUUUGGCUCGUGCAAGAGCCCGCGAGUGCCACUAAUACAAGCGCGUCACCCACGCCAUUGUCAUCAGCCACCGCCUCGAAGACCAGUCUCCAGUCAACGCAAAGCACUAACAGUGGUGCCUCAACUCCGGUCAUCCUUGUAGACGGAGAGUCCGUACCGCGUUCCCGCGAGGGCCGCAAGUAUCGUAUCAUCACCCGCGAGUACAUGGCGCAGGGGCACGACGGCUUUCUCGCGCUGAAAGACCAGAAAUACCUCGUCGACGAUGAAAGCGGCCAGAUGAUGAGCCAAAUAGUGCGCAAAUACCUGCUAGGUGUGCGCUCUUCUUUUAUCCUAUAA